Python bivittatus (Burmese python) is the source of this 1864-nucleotide messenger RNA. Its product is annotated as oxidative stress-responsive serine-rich protein 1. Gene Ontology annotation, biological process: cellular response to hydrogen peroxide. The record is from RefSeq and is a predicted model, not a curated record. NCBI's taxonomy places the organism in Eukaryota, Metazoa, Chordata, Lepidosauria, Squamata, Pythonidae.
GAAACAACAGGAAGUGACGGUACCGUUGCGCAUGCGUUGAAGGACCGAGAGUUCUCUGUGGCCGCUCCUCACAAUUCCAUCCACUCAUGUUUUGCGCGCGUAGCCAAACGAGAAGACACAGGCUGGCGCACGCGCACGAAUACCAAACCUUCCCCAUCAGGAAUCGGCCUUGAACCGCCUAAGUGCGGAGCUGGCCAGGUUCCUCGUCCGCUCAUUGUCACCAGACUGGCUGGUUCUUCCCGCCAAAGCGGUUGUCUUCUGCUGAGUCACCGCGCUGGGCGUCUUAUUCCCGCUGCUCUACGAAGCAUCCCUUCCGUUCCUUUUCGGUCAUCUCGGCUCUUUCGCAUUCUGGGCUUCAGUCGCAGGCAGAAACUCCACAGGGGAGAGAGCGCAGUGGAUUGUUCUCUAACAAUGUUGGAGAAUGAGGAGAACCUCCAGGCAGCAUUCAAAAAGCUAAGAGUUGAUUCAGAACAAUCCACUGCUUCUCUCCCUGUGAAUGAGGGGGCAUCUCCAAGAUCAUUUAUAGAAACUACAGAUGAAUCCAAAGUAAAAAUGACAUUUGGAUCUAAAGAAAGUUGGCACUGGUGUUUGAGAAAACCUUUGAGAGGCGCAGUUAGAACCCAACGUCGCCGGCGAUCAAAGUCUCCAGUACUCCGUCCUCCUAAAUUCAUCCACUGUGCUAAACAGAUGCCUUCCUGUAGCCAGUCAGUGAACAAGAAUCCAACAGAUGUUUCUGAAAGCAACAAAGAUUUGGAUAUGCCAAAGAAAUUUUUUGAAAAUGAACAGGCCAGUCAUACUCUUGAAUUCGACAAAACGCAAACACAUUUCAAAGAUUCUGAGGCAUCCAUGAUUGGAAUACCAAAGAGUGUUACUGAAAAUUGCUCUGGUGGUGGUGUUCUCCCCACAGAAAUUCUAAAGGUCACAGAUCUUUCUGAUUUCCAGUCUGUGUCUGAACAAAAUAAAGGGAAUUUUUGUGCAUACGUAGAGAAUGAAUGCCAGUGUAAGCAAUGGCAAGACAUGAACGUGUAUACGUUUUCUGACAUACAGAACUCCCCCCAGUGUGCAUCUGAAAGAACAGCACACAUGCAGGACAACUCACAGCUGUUACCAUCAAGAAUUUCCUCCAGUUCUCUCAGAUCUUGCUCUGAGCAAGCCAGAGCUCAUGUAGAUGAUGUGACUAUUGAAGACCUUUCAGGUUAUAUGGAAUACUUCCUGCAUAUCCCUAAGGAAAUGUCCCACAUGGCAGAAAUGAUGUACACCUGACAACAGUCGACCUUAGUGAACAAAGGGCUUUGAUAUCUGCCCUGAAUCAUGCUCCAUCCCAGAAGCAGUUUGCUCUCUGUGCUUGUAAUAAAACCACUUUGCAUUUCUGGCAGACUUCUUGUUUUUCAUAGAUUAGCAAUUUACAUAAAUUCUAAAUCAGAAGACUGCAAAGCAAAUAGCAAGCCUAGGGAAUUAUACAAUUUUAUGUAAGGCAUAACCUCAAUCGGUAGUUUGGAUUAACUGGCUUAUUUUUUUAAGGGCAUUGAAUUAUAAAACAACAGUCUAGAGGAAAUCGAGCACUUUCCACAUUUGGGGCCAAGUACCGCAUAUUGUUGUAUGUUCUAAUGACUGUAUGUGUAGGUAUGUAUAUAUAUUAUGUGUGUGAUCUCAUACGCAAACACACAUUGUAAAUUAUCAGAAGCAUAGCAGCUGAGUUCUUCGAUUUGACCUUUGUUUCUAAUGCACGAAAUCUGCUGCUGCUGAGUUGAAUACAUUAUCUGUAAUUGUAGAAGUCAAUGUUUUCCUUCUCAGUAUUGCUUUAAAUGCAACCUAAAAUACCAUGUUUAUGCAGUUUCUUUUACAAUAAAGGGAAUCUUUCCGA